UCAGGUCCACAGAAUAUUGGGACUCAGGGACACAGAAUCGUUACUCAGGGACAAAGAACAGAUACCUCUGAGGGGGACAGAAGUUACUCAGGGACACAGAAUCUUACUAGGGCCACAGAAUCGUUACUUAGGGACACAGAAUCGUUACUUAGGGACACAGAAUCGUUACUCAGGGACACAGAAUUGUUACUCAGGGACACAGAAUCGUUACUCAGGGACACAGAAUUGUUACUCAGGGACACAGAAUUGUUACUGAGGGACACAGAAUCGUUACUCAGGGACACAGAAUUGUUACUCAGGGACACAGAAUUCGUUACUGAGGGACAGACCACAGAAUCGUUACUCAGGGACACAGAAUCGUUACUCAGGGACACAGAAUCGUUACUGAGG
This is a messenger RNA of Staurois parvus, 390 nucleotides long. The record is from the annotation of a GenBank genome assembly. Lineage: Eukaryota; Metazoa; Chordata; Amphibia; Anura; Ranidae.